Molecule: messenger RNA, 342 nt
Organism: Chiloscyllium plagiosum (whitespotted bambooshark)
Lineage: Eukaryota; Metazoa; Chordata; Chondrichthyes; Orectolobiformes; Hemiscylliidae
Source: RefSeq, a predicted model, not a curated record
AUGAGUGUGCAGAAUCCAUACUCGGACGUCCAGCUCCCCGCCAAGACCUACUUCGCAAACGAGGCUUUUGAGGCGGACCAGGGCUCCCAGUCCAGCGCCGAUGGCGAGCUGAAGGAGAGGUCCCCUUCUUCCUUCCCGGGGGACACUGCCCAGCGCAACGGGGCUCCCGGGAAAAGCCAAAGCCAGCCCGCCCUGGUGGCUAACCCUUACGGCUCCAUCUACCCACCAGCCGGGAGCUCCAAGCAUCUGGGGGUUGAGGAGGAAGAGGCGAGCCCGCCGUGUGCUUGCUGUCGGCUGUGUAAGUGUUGUCGCUGCUGCUACUCGCACUGUGUACUGUCCUGA